Molecule: messenger RNA, 1413 nt
Organism: Alternaria arborescens
Lineage: Eukaryota; Fungi; Ascomycota; Dothideomycetes; Pleosporales; Pleosporaceae
Product: DNA replication regulator
Exons: 3
Coding region: 1-1413 (470 amino acids)
Biological process (GO): DNA replication; double-strand break repair via break-induced replication; mitotic DNA replication preinitiation complex assembly
Cellular component (GO): DNA replication preinitiation complex
Molecular function (GO): single-stranded DNA binding; DNA replication origin binding
Source: RefSeq, a predicted model, not a curated record
AUGAGUAACGAUGAGAUCGAACAGCGCUGCACUGAGCUACGACAUGAAUUGAAGGCCUGGGAAAAGAAGUUUUCAGCAGAGAAUAAUGGCCGAAAGGCGGGACGCGAUGAUAUCAAGGCUAAUGCCGAGAUUUCGCAAAUGUACAAAGACUACAACAAACUACGAGUACGAUUGUCAAGCAAAGCAGCGCCGCAGACCCCCUCGAAGCGAACCCCAAGCCGAAGAGCGAGCCUCGAUGUCGAACGAACACCAAAAGCCGCGCCCAAGCCCACCGUCUCUACACCGUUGAAGAGGAAACGAGAGGACGGUGAUGCAAUAGAGAACGUAGAUCUAGCAGCCGAGCUUCUGUCUCCACAAGGACCUACCGCCAUAGGACCUACGCCCCAGCGCGACGGGAUAGUUCUAGGUCUCUUCGACAUGCUCCCAUAUGCAUAUGGCACACCAAGCAAACCGAGGACUGUACUAGGAGAUGUGGGGUUAAAUGUGCCGCAAACUCCGAGUAGGGGACUUCAAGAUGCAGCAAGUGAGACAUCACUAGAGUCAAGAGCAAGGGGAGAGCGGACGCCACUGUCGGCGGGGAAGCGGUUUCUUUUGAACCAAUUCGUCACACCGAAGAAGAGAAGGUUAGACGAGGAGGGUACACCGUCAUCUACGACUCGAGGUCUAGCUACACCUGCAUUCCUCAGGAGAGACAAUGUGCUGAAUGCUAUUGACGAGGAGGAGGAGCCAAUAUCACGACCAGCACCUUGGAUGCGACGCGGACUUGGACGUAGCUUGAGUUCCAUGAUACAAGCGAUGAGGAAAGAUGAAGACGACAAACUUGAUGAAGAGGCGGACAUAAUGCGCGAACUGGAAAUGGAGGAAGAAGGCAUCGCCGUCCCCAGGAAACCCAGAGCGUCACAGAUACUGAUAGAAGAUAGCCAAGCUGCUAUGCCCUUAGGGCCAGACCGAGGUCUUGAGUCUGACGAAGGCAGUGAGGAAGAACCAGAACUCGGGCCUGAUGGAAAGCCACGAAGGGUCUGGAAAAAGAAGGGUUUGAAGAGGCAGACGCGGCGUGUAAUAAUGCGCCCGAACAUUGUAAAGCCCAAGCCAACGCCAGCACCACAGACAAACGACGACCCAGAGGGAGAACAAGCAGGGGUGCCAGAAACUCAAGUACCAGCGGUUCUGGAAGACGAGUUUGGCUCAGACUUGGAUGGAGAUUCAGACUACGCGAGUGACGCUUCACACACCCCGAGACGAAAAGUGCCCGCAAAGAAGCCAGAACAAGCAGAGGAGAAGCCUGUCAAAGAGAGCGCACUCAAGACGGCGGCCCGCAAGAUCAAAGCUACGGCAAACGCAAAUUAUCGGAGGCUCAAUAUCAAAGGCAAAGCAGGGACUGGUGCGAAGGGAAAGUUUGGAAGGAGGAGAUAA